This is a messenger RNA of Hevea brasiliensis (rubber tree), 1077 nucleotides long. Its product is annotated as putative F-box protein At5g38270. Lineage: Eukaryota; Viridiplantae; Streptophyta; Magnoliopsida; Malpighiales; Euphorbiaceae. The record is from RefSeq and is a predicted model, not a curated record. The transcript has 2 exons.
AUGAAAUUUACCCCAAAAUCAUAUGUCUCUUCUUUGCGUCAAACACCAUGGCUCCUGCUCCCUGGCAACCAAGAACAUCAUGCUCGUUGCUUCUUUAGCCUUGAGGACAAUAAAAUAUAUAAGAUGAAGAACAUUGGUAAUCUGUUCAGUAAUGAUGCUUGGUAUGUUGGGUCACCUCAUGGGUGGCUAGUGCUUUUGGAUGAUGAAGCAAAACCCUUCCUCCUCAACCCCUUUUCACAAGUUUGAAUUCAGCUGCCUAUAAUUGAGAGGUUCAUGUUUCAAGUUAAUAACUUGAGAAAGGUUUUUAUCACCAAAGCUAUCUUACUGUCAAAUCCAUCUCAUGAUAACAACUAUAUAGUUGUACUAAUUCUUGGUUACCUUUCAAGGCUUGCUUUCUAUAAGAAAGUAGAUUUAGGUUGGACUAUUCUCAGUGGUGCAUCUCAAGGCUACUGUGAUAUCAUAUACUAUAAUGAUCUUUUUUAUGCAUUAACGUGGGAUAGUUCCAUUGAAGUAUGGGACUUUCAUGCUUCUUUGUCAAUAAAGAAAAGGGAAAUCCACCCUUCAACCACAAGAGAAAUGUUGGAAGCUACAAAGUGUUUCAGAAAUUUACAUUCUUGCCAAACUUACUUGGUGGAAUCAUCUAGGUAUCUUUUACUGGUGCUAAGGUAUAUAGGGAAUUUUGUUAAUCAAGAAGGUAAAGUUGUUGAUGAAGCAUAUCUUCUGAGUGGUGACAGCACCCGGCCUUUGGUUUGCCCAUAUCAAACACUCAUGUUUCAUGUUUGCAAGUUGGAUUCCAGUAAUCAAAAAUGGGUGGGAGUAGACAAUUUGACAAAUAAGGUAUUGUUUCUAGGGGGAAACCAUUCAAUGUCACUUUCAGCUCAGUAUUGUUCAGGAUUUGAAAAGAAUUCUAUUUAUUUUACGGACGAUAAUUGGAAUCAGAUGAAUGAGGAUGACUUGUGUGGAGGCCAUGAUCUUGGCAAGUUCAGCUUGGAAGAAAAGAUUGUGAAACCAUUUUAUGCGUGUGAUUUAAGGAGGAUUGAUCCACCACCUUUUUGGAUAGUUCCAAAUCCAUGGUGA